Molecule: messenger RNA, 917 nt
Organism: Oppiella nova
Lineage: Eukaryota; Metazoa; Arthropoda; Arachnida; Sarcoptiformes; Oppiidae
Source: the annotation of a GenBank genome assembly
CGCACCGUUAUCUACAAUGUCGCCAAACACCAGACGCUUCUUCCAGGAGGACAUCAAAGUUGUACGCGAAUAUAAUGCAAAGCACGGAAGUAAUAGUGGGGAUAAUAUGGGGGAACGGGUGCUCAAAGAAUGGGCGGAUAUGAACGGAAUCGAUGCCAACGAGUUGUUGUCCAACAGUCCCGAAGCCAGAGCCACUCAAUUCCAGACACUUAAUGAUAUCGUUAGGGAUGUCGAGGCCGAUGACGUCUACCGGUCUAUACAUAGGACACGACUUUCCACGCAUAAUGCGGAUCUGAUGCGCCGAAUGAGUCAAAACCUGUUUCAGCCGCCGAUGACUAACAACAACCUCAACAUCGAGGGCAGGGAUGGCAUGCGUAGGAGUAGCUGUGUGUCCAUCAAUAUGACAAACUACAGAAUAUCGGGAGUGGAAAUGGGAGCCAUAGCUAAUCGGAGGAACGGUAGACGACCCUCUCGUUUGUCGCAAAUAACGCCCACAAUAAUCGGAUCGGACGGCGAUUACGACAGGUUCUCAAUGCGCGAGCAGUUGUCCCGACCGGAGACCCCGACCGUCAAAAUGCCGCUCUCGGCCGGCAUACAGCCCCCGAACUCCAAUGUCUUCACGUUUGGCGACACUUUAUAUCUGAAUGAUAUGAACCGACAGACGAGACUCAGAAAUAGUCUACUUCUCCGGCGAUCCCUCAAUCAGUCAGACCACUCGCCGUACAGUCUGUGGCCGUCGGCCCGCUCUGCACCCCCUGUGCCAUCAGAAAACGUGCCCCGAUUUGUGGUGACACCCGUCGCACCCGACCGCCGGAAAUCAGAGGACCAAUAAAAAUUAAUUUCAUUUAUAUUAUACAUACAAUCCAUUAAUCCCUCUCAUAAUGCAUUUAUUACUAAUAUAAUACUUAUAUACCGGU